UUCAAGAUGUCAGCGCCCAUGUAACCGUGCACGCACAUCUUUACUCCGCCUCUUUAUUACACAAUGGAAGAAGACAACGUUAAUUUUCGUGAAAAGAAUAUGGAACAACUUAACCGUCUUUCUGUGGUUGCUAUGAAUAUCACAACGCCAUUGUCAAAUUACUACACAUUCGAAGCAGCUUCUCUAAACAAAAAGGCAACAGAAAAAUUGAAGGAGUGUCCAUCAUGUGGUCAUACUUACCAGCAACCUGAGGAUGUCUUCCGACUUCGGGCCAAGAUUCCUUUGACAGGAAGAGUCCGCAAACUUCUCAGGAAAUACAUGCAAAACAAACAUUCCUUGGGAAAGUGUCACCUCCAUAUGGUAGAGAGAUACCUUGCUAGCACAAAUUCAAUGAAAAUAACAUGCAGUAUUUGUGGAAAAAGUGAGAAAAUGCCUGGCCAACUGCGUAGGAAGAGAGAGGAACAAAAACUGGCCCAGAGAAGUCCGUCUGAAGAGAUAAGUGGUAUUCCAGUUAAAACAAGGAAAGAAAAACGAAAGGAACUGAAACUUAGGAGCAAACAGAGAAAACGUGAAGAGAUGAAAGACAAGGAUUUGAUUGGUGCAGCUUCAUCAUCUUUAGAACGGGCUUCUUUCACGUUUUUGGAUGAUAGCACAUCUCCAUCUUCUGGGAAGUCUUGGGGUGAGAUGCAGAGAGGUGGAUUGACCCCUACAACUAGUCAGGGAGUCUCCAAAGUCACAGGGUCCUCUAACAGUGACCAGAAUUUUAUCAAGGACACAGUGACCUCUAAAAGUAUCCACAGCAAAAGCCCAAUGACCUCUGAAAUUAUUCAAAGUUCUAUCAAGGACAAAGUGACAAAGUCUGGACCAGUCAGUAGUAAAAGUGCCAAACGACUUAAGUCCAAAAGUUCACACCAGCUACUCGGCCAGAUGCUGGCCCAGCAGAGUAAGGGCAGUCAAGGGGGCUCACUCAAAGACUUUUUAUCAACUUUAUAAAUCGAUGUAUCUCCUAAAUCAAGACCACUGGAAUUUCUGUUCAUGUUAGCUACAGUCAACUCCAGAAGACUGAAAUUAUGAACAAAAGAAAGUAGCUCGCCCCAUUUUGUGAUAACAUUGACCUUGUGUAAAAUAACAUCUAUUCAUACUAUCGAUACAUGUUUUUGACAAUGCUAUGCAAAUUUAGCUUUGAAGAAGCUCACAUGUUGUGUAAAAUAGCAAGUAGUUACUUUUGUUAUGUAAAACUGCUGUUGUUUGCCAUGCUUUAUAAAGCUGUGUAGCAGUUGGCCCGGUUAUGUAAACAAGUCAACCACGCUCUGCAUUUGAUUUUUGUACUGCAUUGGACUAACCAAAGGAAUUGGAAGUAACCCAAGAGCCUGCAUCUUCCAGAACAGUGUGCUCCGAUUGCAAAAUACAGGUUUAUACACAGUGUAGCACUAGCAGUGGAGUGUUUAUGUGUAUCUGUAUUAUGUCCAAUGACUAGUAUGUGUACCAGAUCAACCUUUCUCCCACCCCUCACAGGUGUGUCUCCCUUUUAAACCGGAAAAGAUCAGCUUUUCACCUCCUAGGGGGGAGAUAGCCUCGUGCAGAACAGUGAUCCAAGUCAUAUACACCCAUAACACUGUGAGGUCCCGUCAUCGAACAGUAGCAAACCAUAGAAGACAACUCUGGCUUUGCUGGAAAGACGUGCAAUCAACGCUUAUAGUUCACAAUCACCGCUUGUCGGUGGAUUUGUGAGUGAAACAGGAUGGGAGAAAAACAAUCAUCCCCUACAAUGAGGGUGUAACAGAGAAAUCUCAAACCCUCCGGAUGGUAUUCUUGAAUGUCUUGCCCUCGGGUAAGACAAUCAAGAAUAUCAUCCCUCGGGUUAGAGAUUGCUCUGUCACACCCUCAAGGUAGGGGAAGAUUCUAUUGGUCAACUUGAUUGCUAUUUUAAACAAUUUAGUGUACUUAUACUUUACUGGUCACUUGUGUGACAGUCAUUAAAACACCAUACAUAAAUAUUUCACUGGUUGUGCUAUAUGAACCCGAGUAUAUGAGCUAACGUCUACUAGCAGUGAACUUCGAGUCCAACUUGAUGCAGCACUUCUUCCUUUAUUGGUAGCAGUGAAACACAACCAGCUGUUAUGCGCCUCUUUGUAUUCACCCUCAUCCCCAAAGACAAGAGCAUCAUAGUGCAUCCUUCAAGAUGACAGCCUCUUUAAUUUGAACAAUAUUUCACUAUCUAAAAUAUAUGCCAAUACUAUGAAAUUAAGAAUAGUGAAAACUGUCAGCAGUGGUUGUUUACAAACUUGUGAGGAUUUCGAUUGUUUAGUUAUAUUAUAUACCGUAAACAUAUAUAUUUUAGCAGUAAUCUUAUUUCAGUGCAGUUCCUGUAUAGUGGUUUUCUAUGGCAUUUUCAAUUACACCUCGAUUUAUUGACAACAUAUUUCUGUGUCCCUUGUUUUCUCAAGAAUUCCUUUAUCCCUCAAUUUUUCACCAAACCCCUUUAUAACACCAACAUCUCUCUCUGGACAAAUAGUGGCAGUAUAACAAGGUUUUAUUGUUCAUAUCCAGUAAAUCUUGCAAUUGUGUCCUAGUGCUAGAAGUUAAAAAUCUGGUUGAAAAUUAUCCCAUCAUUGUGUGGAGAUCCCCUAGCUGUAACUUUGACACUGAAUAUAUAACCUUGAUCUUCAACUGGUCUCUAAGAUUAAUGUAUGAUUUGUGUAAAGUUUCACGAAAUUCAGUUGAAAUUUUUUAGUCCAGGUUUCCCAACAUCAUAUAAUAAUCCUGUAGUCAUCAUUUUGACCUACCUUCAACCGAUCUUGAGAGGUUUCAGGAAAUUUGAUAGCAAACUUAUGUCAGGAACCAGCAUACUGUAUUUACUUCUAUCAUAAUGUGAAGGUUCUGUAGAUGGGGUCUUGUCUUUAACCUUCCAAUGGAUUCCAGAUCGACAUCAGGAAAACUUUUGUGAAGUUUUGUUGAAAACUUUGGUCAGGCACCUAGACAAGCCAAAUGUACUAUUUUCACACCAUCAUGUGACUUUGACAUUCAAGUGGGCUCCAGUGACUGAUGUCAGAAAUGUUAAUAAAAUUUGAUUGGAAACUCUAGUCCGUCACCUAUCGUCAAUCUACAUGUCAGAUUUCCCCAUCAUCAUGUGAAGAUACUGCAGCUAUGACCAUGACCUUGUCUUUCAACUUGGCCCCAGAGAUUAACGACAGGAUUAUUUGUGUUAAGUCAUCUAGUUUAACACUCCAGUCGGGAAGCUGCAGACAAGCUAAAUUCGGACAGAUAUACAAUCUGACAGGCCAGCAUAUUGUGAACACAAA
Messenger RNA from Mizuhopecten yessoensis (Yesso scallop), 3302 nucleotides. RefSeq lists its product as uncharacterized. The record is from RefSeq and is a predicted model, not a curated record. The transcript is spliced from 6 exons. NCBI's taxonomy places the organism in Eukaryota, Metazoa, Mollusca, Bivalvia, Pectinida, Pectinidae. Bases 64 to 993 code for a protein of 309 amino acids.